GCCUCCUCCUCUGCCUCUCCUCCUCCACCACCGCCGGCAGGGUUAAAAGGAAGAAGCAGACCUCUCGACGUCCCUCGCCGCCUGCUGCCGCCACAAUUCUCAUUCACUUUUCCUGCCUCCGCGUCCGUCUGAAACUUUGGAUGGGGGGGAAAGAGAGAUAAGGAGGUCAGCGGUGGGCUUCCAACCUGACGGGAGUGGAGCGAGGUCACUGUCACAUGACAAAGACUUGGAGACAGCUUCAUUUUCCUCUGCCUGUAAUUUCCAUUUGCCUUCCUGGGGUAGUGAACUAUAAUGUUUGGAAGAAGGAGACUGAAGGUGAAAGGAUGCUACAGUAGAAGAGAGGAUAAUGAUUGUGAUCCCAAAUCCAUAUACCUUGAGCAGUGCCACAUUUGUGUGCAGGGAGCUUCUGGGAAGGAGGUCACAGUAAUGAAAGGCAGCAGUAGGAAUAAAGAUCAUUCAACAGACGGAGAGGGGACUGGAAAACGACCAAAGAGAAAGUGUCUUCAGUGGCAUCCACUACUUUCAAAGAAAAUACUCGACUUCUCUGAAGAGGAGGAGGAGGAAGAGGACGAAGAAGAUAUUGAUAAGGUCCAUCUUCUCAGUGCUGAUGGUCUUGAGCAUGAUGCUGAUGAAACAGAAGAUGAAGAAUCUUCAGAACAGCGAGCUCGCAGGCCUAUGAAUGCAUUCCUUCUGUUCUGCAAACGCCACCGCUCUCUUGUGCGGCAAAAACACCCUCGUCUGGACAAUCGUGGUGCUACAAAGAUACUGGCGGAUUGGUGGUCUCUUCUAGACCCUAAAGAAAAGCAGAAAUACACCGACAUGGCCAAGGAGUACAAGGAUGCAUUCAUGAAAGCAAACCCUGGCUACAAGUGGUGCCCGCCUACAAGCAAACCUGUGAAAACCCAGUCCUCUACAGUAACUAACCGGAAAAAGCUGUGGGCUUUCCCAUCAGAAUCUGCAAAAGAUUUGCCAAGUCCAAAAAAGUUGCUGAAGACAGAAGAAAUGCCUCAACUGAAUUUUGCAAUGGCAGAUCCAACACAAAUGGGGGGCCUCAGUAUGCUGCUGUUAGCAGGAGAACAUGCCUUGACUGCACAAGAAGUUUCCUCAAGCACAUGCCAUUCCGAUGCAUCCAACUCCACAGAAGGAUGUCUCAAGUCACCAUUGUUUCAAUUUGCUGAGAUUUCUGCCAGCCCAUCACAACCAGAUGCCCCUGCAGAUUCAAAAGAAAGUGAUGCAUCAGCACUAUUUCAGUUUUCAGAGCUGGGAAGUCCUGAACCUGUGAAGCAUUGUAAGAAGUCAGCCCUCUUUCAGUUAGCUGAGAUUUCAUCAAGCACAUCCCAUUCAGGUCCUUCUGAAUUAACAAAGCAGUGUGGGACAUCAGCAUUGUUUCAGUUGGCAGAGAUGUGCCUUGCAUCAGAAGAGGUAAAAGUGAUGGAGCAUGGGAAGGCAAAACUAGAAGCAUCCAGGAUUAUCAAAGCCUUAGAAGUACCAGAGAAGAUAAAAGUUGAAGAACUGGAGAAUGUGAAAGUUAAAACUGAAAAAUCUCAGAAAAUGAGGGGCCAGGUACAUGAAAAGACAAAGACUGGGAAGUUGGAGAUGACAAGAUGCAGCCACAUUGCAGCUCCUGCACUGGACAGCACAACAUUAGUUGGAUCUGACAGCACUACUGUAAAAGAUCUUGCCUGCCAUUCCCAAGAGCUGACAAUGGCUGAUAUCAGCACCUUAGGAUUAAGAAAGCCAGAAAAGCUAAAGAAGAAGAAGAAGAAAAAUAAGCUGGACCGGCAAGCACUUGAAAAAUGUACUCCUAAGAAGGCUUGCAAAAAGAGGCAGUCUUCUGAAUCAGACAUUGAGAGUGUCAUUUAUACUAUUGAAGCAGUUGCAAAAGGGGACUGGGGAGCAGAGAGACUCUUAGAAGUGCCCCGUAAGAAAGUCCGCCCUUCUUCAAUGGUGAAAGGAAACAUGAUAGAUGCAAAGCCACCAAAGAAAAAAGUGAAGUCAAAAGAAAAAAGAGCACUAAAACAAAAAUGUGUGGAGACCACCAAAGAAUCAAAGCCUCCUGAUUUUCUUAGCAUUACAGAGAACAAGGAGCUACCAUGUGAGGUCCCAGAAGAUAUCAAAUCAGAACCGCUAACCCCAAUAGAGGAUGUAAUACCACAGAGUUUACCAGAGCAAGUCAAAAUUGAAGACAGUGACUGCAACAAAAAAGCAGAGAUUUGUGGCUCAAGAAAAUCUGAGAGAGCCUGCAAGGGUGCUCUGUAUAAAACACUGGUUUCAGAGGGCAUGCUUACCUCCCUGCGUGCUAAUGUUGACAGAGGGAAACGAAGCUCAGGAAAAGGUGGCAACUCUGAUCAUGAAGGCUGCUGGAAUGAAGAAAAUUGGGCAUUUUCCCCAGGUGGGACAAGUGGGAACAAAAAGCUUAAAAAACCUAAGCCAAAGGAAGAAAUAGUUUUGGGCUUAGCGAAGCUGGAAGAAGAAUUUGAGAAGAAAUUCAAUAGCCUUCCUCAAUAUAGUCCUGUCACAUUUGACCGGAAAAGUGUAUCUGUACCAAGAAAAAAGAAGAAGGUUGGUAGCUGCUCAGCAGAUCAGCCAAAAUCCAACAAAGAGUCUGCAGCAACACAAGAACCUUUGGUUGGCAGCCAGAAGAGAAAAGCAAGGAAAACCAAGAUCACACAUCUGGUCCGGACUGCAGAUGGCCGGGUCUCACCAGCAGGAGGAGUUGUGGAAGAGAAACCAAAGGAACAACUGAAGAGUACUCUUCAGAACGCAUCAAGUACUGAGAUGGACUGCAGUGAGGAAUCUUUACAAAAUGCUGAGUCAAUGGAAGGUCAUAGUAUUACACCAGGCAUGCCAUCUGUAUCUGCAUUCUUUAGCCUAGCUGCUCUGGCGGAGGUAGCAGCGAUGGAAAAUGUGCACAGGAAUCAGAGGACAGCGCCUCUCCCAUGUGAUGGACAGCCAAAAGAAAUGUCUCAGGCUCCAGUGCUUAUUUCCUGCGCUGACCAGUGACGCUCUACCCUAUUGUAAAACUUUGUGCUUUACCUAAUAUCCUAGCCUUGUCUUUACCAAUGGAUGCUAGUCAGUCCAUGUGAUGGAGGAACCCAUAGACUGAAAAUGAGUGGUUCGUGUUCAUUGUGGCACAGAUUUCACUUAUAGUUUGGGCAAGGUCCUCUCCAGUUUGGGGCCCAGAAUCUACUAUAAGGGUGAUGUUAUUUCUCUGUUAAGGAACAGAAAUGAAAAGAUCCUGGAGCUUUGCUUUCUGUUGAAGGUUUUUAAAGUGGUAAAUGCAUAGUUACAUGGAAGAGCCAGACUUUACUGUAGCUCACACAGCAUCUGCUCUGUCAACCAGAGUAUGGAAAGUAGUUUCGUAUAAUAACUAGCUACUCUAAACAAAAAUACAGAAGAGGAGUUGGGGGAAAGAUACUGACGCACUGCACUAGUUACUAGAUAUUCUUAGUCUUUUUUGUACAUGAAGAUUUAAGUUCUAAGAUGGUUUAUAUAAUAGGUUAUGCCUACAUUUAUAUUUUAGAGUGAAUUUAAGAACUCGUUUGGAGAAUCCAAGAAAGCAUGGGCAGGUGUACCAUUGUUAGUGGUGUGUGUGGCCUUUUGGCCCAGACGUUCUGCACUUUUUUGUAUUUGCCACCAGGGUGGUAGAGUUUAUUGGCAAAAUAUGUUGACAGGCUUUAUUUUGCUUGGUUUUUUAAAAAAAAUAUUAAAGGUAGAAUAAUGAGAAUGAUUUGCAUUUAAAGCAAAGAUCUGGCAUAUUGAGAAGAACAAUACUACAGAUAACUGAUUUGUCUUUCAAACCUUGGAAGUUCAUUUAUUUUUGGAUAGAAGUCUAAAAUGCCUAUGUGGAAACUAAAGCAGUAAAACGGGGAGAAAAUACUAUUAAUAUGUUGUUCAGAAGUGACCUUAGUAUUACUUCACACUUUCAAAAAAAGUUUUCAAUUGACAUGCACACUGAUGUACAUAUUUUACAUUUUACAGACACUGGAAUUGUCAUAAAUGCUAUGCACAGUCUAAAUUGGCUUCAUCUGUUGUAUGAAGUGCCAGUGCUAGGUUGGGCUGGAAGAGUGCUGAGGGUUGCCUAAGUAAGUGAUGGCUGAGAAGUAAUGUUGCAGAAUUUAGGCUGUCAAACCAUUUUCCAGUUCAUUUUCUUUGUCUUUCUUCUGUAUUGUUUCUUACUCCCAUGCACACAUCUCAUGCCAGAGCAGAGUCCAGCUUUUUAACAUUAACCUGCUUCUUCACCAUGUCCUUAUGCCGAUAGGCUAUCAUCCAUCAAAGCAUGCAUGGAGCAGUCAUGGGCUGCAUAUGCACCAGCCCCUCCAAAAAGUUAAGAAGCCUUUGAUCUGCUGCUUGAUCAUGAGCAGCUGUUCAGCAGGAAUUUAGCUUUUGGGGAAAUGCUUCAGGCACGUAGCCACAGCUGUUGGAUCAGGGAGUGGAACUGCGCACACAACAUGUGUUUGUGCAAAUGCUUCCUCCUCUGGCUAGGGAGGCACAACCAUGUAGCCUCACAACCAUGUAGCCCCUGGCUGGAUCGGGGCAACGUUGUUCCUAUCGGCAAAAGAUUAAUUCUUACUAGAAUUUGACAUGAAGCUACACAGUCAAUACAGGGUACUUCUUCCACAGCACAAGAUGUUUCCCUACAUAUUUUGCAUCAUAGCACAAAGACUUAACCAAAUGCUAUUGACCAGACCCCAGCAAUAAUUUUCUAUGAGUAGUCUUGUCUCUGGUGGAAUUUUGUGAUAGUGUUCAGUUCAGUGAGACCCCUUUUUUACUGACUAGGUCUCUGUAUAUGAGAGUUUACACAACUUUAUCAGGCAUUAUUAAUUUAUACUUGACAGAAUUGAUAAAAGGAUUGUGUUUUGGGGGGUUGUUUUUGCUUUUUGCUUUUGUUUUGUUUUGGUAAUUGGAUUUAAUAGCCAUAUGAAAAGUGACUCUUAAAACUUGCUUGGCUUAGCCUUUAAUUGUUGUAAUCAAAACAUGUCUUUCAGUGUCUGUGUCAGAAACAACUUCACCCAGAUCACACGCAUUGUAAUAAUUGACGGUAAAUAAAAGGAAAGUGUCACUUCAUCCCAUAUAAAAAUCAGAGACUCCCUUAAAGAUAUAAAUGAAAGUUACAAAUGUUGAAUAAGUGGAAGAAGGAAAAACACAACUUCAACUGGAAAGUUAAAAUGCUGUUUAGAAAAUUCAGGUAGAAGACUCUUCCACAUGCCACUAGAGCAUGUGAUGCUAUUUUAAUAGUUCAAUUUUGUUAACAUUUUCUAAAUUAUUUUAACAAAACUAAAUGCUGCCAACAUGCCAUAUUGUCGGGCAUCUACUGUGGUAGCUUGGGGAGUGUAAGGCUAUGUACUAGCUAUGGUUCAAAAUCAUAAGUAGCUGAAAUCCAAAUAUCUUAUGGUGCAGCCUCUUCAUCUUGACAGUGGUACUAACAUACAAAUUCUAUUGAACCCAUUAGAAUAGAUGCUGUUUUGCUGGAGUACCACAUUCUUCUGCCAUUUCAAAUUUCAAUAUUGUUCCUAAAAUAUUUCUUUAUAUGAAUGGUACCUUUAUAAAAGAUGCAUAAAAUUAGCUUUUUUCUAUGUCAAUUAAUACCUUGAUUAUCUUUCUUUCCUAAACCUUGUUGACUAUCCCUUAGACAAGGGAAUGGACUGGGUCAAUUUACUGAAUAUGAGUGUUUUCUGAUGCUUAUAAACCUUUCUGUAGAUAUGCUUAAUUUUUAAGCGAUUAGGCACUGAGAGUAGCAGAAAUCCUGCAAAGCUUUAUAGAUCAUUAGGAGCAUAAUCCAUUUGAAGUGCUCCUGCACAAGCCUCACUGGAAUUUGCAGUACUGUGAUUUUUACACAGCUCACAUUCAUUUUAGGUGAUUUCUGCAGGAGAAUCUCCAGAUGAAUUGUGCUCCAUGGCUCGCUCGAUCUUUCUUUCUUUCUUUCUUUCUUUCUUUCUUUCUUUCUUUCUUUCUCCCUUUCUUUCUCCCUUUCUUUUCCUUGGUUCUCUAAAUGAUGUCUCAGUAGAGAGAUUUGCUGAAUUUGUUAGAAUGGGUAUCCCUAAUUUCACGUAGAAAGAUUUGUUAGCAUAAUAGAAAAAAACCAAUCCAACAAUGUACUGUUUAAUUGCUUAUUUUUUAAUUUCCAUUAUUUAAAAAAUUGGAUUUCUGUGGUAUGUAUUUUCGUAUACCAGCAAUGUCAUCUAUCACCUUAUAUCUAUGAAUUCAUUUAGAGACAGAAAUGUUGCACCUUAAUUAUUUCAAACAAACCAAAAUACUAUGUUCACUGCUUUGGUGUUUAUUCUAAUAUUGUUGUAUUAUAGUUUACCAAACCCAUUCUAACUUAGCAAAAGCUAUUGGUAUUUAUACAUUUUACAAUAUUCUCUAGAUUUGAACCUGUGUACGUCUUUCUUUUUUACACAAAUUUAAACAUGAUAAACAAAUUAUUCAUACUUUCCUCGAUGGUUUCUUAAUGAAAGUGAGGAUAUGUUUUUCAAGUGUAAAAUCUAGCACUGUCCCAUUUUCUUUUUGUUUAUUUAUUUAGUGAUCUUUGAUAUUUCAUAUAGUUUUGAGGUAUACACAUAUUAGCUGAUACUGCAAGCAUAGAAUCAGCUGGGAGAAGGAUACUGUAAUGUCAUUUUCCUGUAAUUGUGUUAGUACUGUAUUAGAGGGAAGGGUGGGAGGGGAUUUCUGCAAGUAUUUAACAUGUACAUUUGAAUUUGAUUCUCCUGUUAGGGUGUUUUUCCAGAUACAAGACCAAAACUGAUGUAAAAUCUUGUGGAGCUUAUAUCAUGCUGUUGUGCUUAUGACAGUAUUUUUCCCUGGAUUGUACUGUAAUUCCAGAAAUAGGAUAUAUUUAUUUAAGAAGAUAUAGUGUGCUUUUUUACUAAUACAAUAUCCCAAAGUUAUGAGCAAAGGAGUUUUUUCUCUGUUUCACUGUACAGCUUUCAACUCAGUCCAUGGCUUUCAGAACUGACUUAAAAUGUUGUGGAUGUGGGAGAGGCGGCAGGAGGUACUAAUCUCCAAGUUCUACCUUUCUACUUAGCAGUGUAUGUCACUAUUUUCCUAAAUAGCAUCAGUAGCAAUAAUGUAGCUGCUUGUCACUUGAUAGUUGCUGGCUCCAUAUAUUCUUUUGCAAAUCCACAAGUGUUCAUUUUGCUGCAACAAAGGGAACACAAAUGAGAGCUAUCCAUCUACCAUUUUUAAAAAAUGCAUAUCUACCAUUUAAAAAGAUACCCCUACCUUAAUGUUUUAAGUUUCAGCCAAUCUUAUUUUUAAAAAUUUCACAUUUAAAUUAUUACCUUCCCUCUGUACAAAUAUUGAGAAGAGGGGGAGAUCUUACAGGCAUGCUCACCACCCACAGAAGGAAGAGUAAAGAGAGAACAUGAAUUUGAACGCCUAUGUACAGAAAGACUAGAGAUGAAUGCAGCGAAGGACAUGUGCUUUAUACUGCAUUUCCAGGUCUCUAGGUGGUGUCCAGAGCUUCAUAUGCAACAAUUUCUGGGAGUGAGGGGAGCCCACGUGCAUGUGUACCAUAAUCAUUCCGCAUACAAACUCCUCACUGUAGAUUUGGGGGCACUGCGGGAUGAGGAUAUAUUACAUAGCAGUAUUGUCUGAUGUAAUCAAGUGUGCGGUGACUACAUUUGAAACAGCCUGUUUUCUGAAUGAAGUUUUCUUAAUCAGUCCUUCCAUUGAAAAUUUAACUCUUUCAGUAUCAUGACCAUCUUAGUGACUUUUUUCAGGCAUUCAUUGGGGCCUGGGAGGGAGGGAAUGCCAAUUGAAUCUACGCUUGGAAUGUAGCAUUAGAAUAAAGCAAGAGUGUUCCACUUCAGUUAAUGCAAAUAUAAGUUUUAUGCUGAAGGAAAUGACUAGGGAAUUGGGUUGAUCAAAAAGAAGAAGACUUGCCACAUGCUUUCAGCGUGGCAAGAGAGUAUUUCUUAUUUUCAGAAGGAUCAAAAUGUGGGAAAGAUACUGAUUGUUGGGGUUGCCUUGUAUUAUUAUGUAUUUAUGCCUCUCUGCUGCACUCUGUUCUACAACUAAUUUUUAAUAAUGCUACCUCUAUUAAAGGCUACUGUAGUUAACUUCCAUUUGUUUUCAAGAUUCCUCAUGCAGUCUUUCCAAGUCAGUGGGUAUCUAUUUCAGAUCUCACUGUUUUAUUUUCUAACAACCGCAGUGUUGUAGAAGGAACAGUGUGAAUCUCAAAGCAGCUAUCCAUAUACUCAUACCAUUGCUAUCUAAUGAGUGUAGCGUUGAUAGGAUUUUUGUGAGGCAUGAAUCAUUUUCCCUCUAUAAGUUGGUGGUUGCUUUUAAAAUGCUGCAAUCUGAUGAACAUAUGUGUGCACACGUGUGUGCGCGCACACCCAGAAACCCUGCACAGCUAUUUCCUUUCCAGUAAGAAGAGAAAUGCUCUACUGAUGCAGAAAGGCAUUGAUCCCUGUACUGGGUACUUUUUUCUCAUCAAGGAUACAGCAGAGGCAGAAUGCCACACACAGCUAGACUCUCUUCUGUUAUGCUUUGGGCUCUGUCCAGAGCAUAUCAGAUGAUUACCACAGGAAAUAAUUGUUACUUGCUCCUUUUUCUACCGUGAGCUAUACUUGCAGCACACAGUACAAAAAAGAUGCACUAAAAGAUGCUCUUUGUUUUCUGUUUUGUGGGGGGUUGCUAAAUUGCAGACUCUUAAAAUAAUCUGUCAUACUUGGACAUUUUUUUCUUUGUACAAAGCAGCAUCUGCAAAUACCAAAACAUAAGACAUUUCAUUAAGAAGGCAGCUGCAAACUAUGGCAAUGAGUAGUUUAUGCUUCUCAGUUGUGCCCAAAUCUCAAAUAUGCUCUAACAUAAUUGUUUGCAGAGUAUCCACACUGUAUUUUUUCCCAACUGCUUUGCUUCUAAAUCUUUCAGGCAACCAUUCAGACAGCAAUGCUUCAAUUCAGUAAUGUUAAGUGAUAAAUUGUAAAGUAGUAUACAAAUGCUUUGCCUGUGCUCUCCUGAAUAAAGAUGAAUAAGAACCUUAGUACACACUGGAUUGUUAAACAUGGACUAAUGGUCUUCACCCUCAUCCUGUUGUUCCAAAGAUUUAUUUUCAGUGAUACUUAAAUUACCUUUGGCAAUCAAAUAACCAUCAUCCACUUGCAUGGGGCAGAGAGGGAAGUACAAUUUAUUUCUGAAUCAAUAAGUUAUUUGGAAUAUCAUGAUUUCUAAGUAGAGACUCUGAACUGGUUCCAACACUGUCAUUGUGCUGAUGGAAACACUUCUAUCAGCAGAACCAGGAAGGGGCUGAACCCCCAAUCACCUUGGAAGCCUCCAAACUCUUUCUGGAGCCCCUCCAGAGCAGAUGUGAGGGAAAUGUGGAGAACUGUAGGGGGUGUGGAGGAAAAGUGUCUCAUCACACUUCCAUUAGUACAAUCUCGGAUUUAACACUGUCCUUUUAAACCAGCAUAUAUGGAGAAACUGUUCAUGCUUUAAUCACUUAUAUCCUGCUUUUCUCCAUUAAAGGUGGACCCAAAAUUUCUGACAUUUUAAUUUUUUUAGGUUGUAAAUCUAGACUUUAUGUUGAUAGGCAAUAAUCCACCUGGGAGUUUGCUUGCAGUGCCCAUCUUGAAAUGGGUACAGUUGUCUUCUUGUGCAAUACUUACUGUGCUCCAUUAAGUUUGUGCAGGGGACAUUACCUGGAUUGUGUGUCGAAGACUUAAUUUUAAUUUUAGAUAAUCCUAAGUUCUAUGAUCUUUGCUCAUACAGUCUGACAGUAUUUGCCAUGUACCUAAGUCUUUUGUCUUACUGGUUUGCAGGUAAUCACACUUGAUUCUGAUCUCAAACUUGUUUUAUUUUUUCUUAAAACAUUGGUGUUAAACAUGUUUUUCAUUUUCCCUUAUCUAGUUCAACAGAGUUACUGCAUUCUUAGCUUCAUAUAGUGCAGUUAAUAACCACAAUAAAGUUCUUACACACUUUAUAUCUAGCUUGAUAUGCAGCUAUAGUAGAAGUACACAUGUUAAGUCAUGUGUAUUCCAUACUGGAAAAAUGUGAUUCUGCUUCUGAAAAAAAUGUUUAAUAAAAUAUAUGGUUUUUUAAAAAGA
Molecule: messenger RNA, 10049 nt
Organism: Varanus komodoensis (Komodo dragon)
Lineage: Eukaryota; Metazoa; Chordata; Lepidosauria; Squamata; Varanidae
Gene: BBX
Product: BBX high mobility group box domain containing
Exons: 18
Coding region: 292-3003 (903 amino acids)
Biological process (GO): regulation of transcription by RNA polymerase II
Cellular component (GO): nucleus
Molecular function (GO): DNA-binding transcription factor activity, RNA polymerase II-specific; RNA polymerase II transcription regulatory region sequence-specific DNA binding
Source: RefSeq, a predicted model, not a curated record